Molecule: messenger RNA, 717 nt
Organism: Gracilinanus agilis (Agile Gracile Mouse Opossum)
Lineage: Eukaryota; Metazoa; Chordata; Mammalia; Didelphimorphia; Didelphidae
Product: intraflagellar transport-associated protein-like
Exons: 1
Coding region: 1-717 (238 amino acids)
Biological process (GO): acrosome reaction; spermatogenesis
Cellular component (GO): 9+0 non-motile cilium; cytosol
Molecular function (GO): intraciliary transport particle A binding
Source: RefSeq, a predicted model, not a curated record
AUGUCUGUUCAGUUAUUGAGAUUGGGGAUGAUGAAUGAAGACCAGUUAACUGAACAAGCUUUGGAUCAGUUUAUUAAUUGCCCCAAACAGACAUAUGAAGAAUUUGUGAACAGUUUCACUCAUCUUUCAAAAGAUCAUGAAAUAAUUAAAAGCCAAACACGUGGAAAGGACUCUUCGGGAAACAUUUUUGCUAAUGCAGUGUCUCCUCAUGAUCAGCACAUCAGGAAUAUGGACCUCACUCUCAGUUUUGCAUCACAACCUCUAGAGGAAGAGCAGAUCAUGAUUGAUGAAGGCCAGAAAGUUGGUAUUUCCAUUCAAGAUGACCUCAAUCAGGCAAGAAAGGUAAAGAUAGACAAUUUCCUAGAUCUGGAAGAUUUUGACAUGAAUGAAGAAACUGACUAUGAGUUGAUCCCAGAGAUGCUAUUACUUCCAGGAGAGGCAGAAGAGGAACUAUCUUUCUCUGCCUCAGGCUAUAUGCCUUCUUUUAACCAGCAUUGUCACCCUGAACCAAAAGCCUGGCCAACAGAACAACCCACAUACAGGCAAGUGGAGGAGGUAUCUGAGAACAAAGUUCAGCCUUUCUCACUUGAUGAAGAAUUUGACUAUGAUAAUGUGAUGCUAACUCCCAAGUUCUCUAAUGCAGAGAUGAAAAUUCUAGAAAUGUACAGCCAAAGUAGACUGAACCCUGACACAAAAGCCAAAGAACCAUGUAUCUAA